AUAACUGAAUACUUUAUUCUCAGGUGUAUUCAUCAGAUUGUCUAUAGGUUGUACUGAGAAAAAAAGGAUAUAAGACACAUUCUUAUAGCCUCUGUAAACACGUUUUAUUAUAGUCAAAUGAAUAAAGAAUAAAGAAUAACAUGGAAGGAAAGUAUGUUGCUGUUGUUGUUGUUAUUGUUACCUGCGCUGCUUACCCAUUAGAAACUACGGUCUCUUGCUGUGGACAAACAGAACAACAUCAUCUCAGGUCGUGAGUGAUUUCUGACGCGUGACGUCACAGUCAGCUGUUGACUGAUCGUUGGAAGCAAACGGUUGAUUCACAAGCUGCUUUCGUUCGCUCCAUCGCAAUGAGAGGUCGCUGUUUUUUCGUCCUUUCUUUCUCUUUGUUCGUAACUAAUAACUUAGUUAGUUAGUUAGUUAGUUAGAUAGUAAUUUAGUAAGUGAGUAGUUUCUCCGGUUGGGUCGUUAGUGGACGUUGAUCGUCGUUAUGAUGAAUGCGUCUAACAGCAGCCCCAGGAGCAAAGAAAAUAUUCUCCCUGUGAUUAAAGUCCAUGCAGCCCGGGAGCGGACGGUGCUCGGUGUCUUGUCAGAAAAUCAGCAGGGAGGCCAGUUUUCCCGGCACAGUUCAGUCUCGGGCAGCUCCCAUCACGCCAACGUCGUCUACACCUCCAGCUCCACCUUGGACAUCUAUGCCGAUGAGUCGCGUGAAGUCGUUCUCACAGCUUCGGGUCAGGAAGUGGUGUCGGACGGCUACGACCCUGUCCUGCAAAGGGAAGCCUUGAGCCUCAUCUGGGAGUCCAUUUCAAGCCCAUACCAGGAAUCCUCUCAGCAAUCUGACAUCGACGACUCCAUCUCAGUGGAGGUGCUGGGUGUGUGUGAGUAUGCAGAGGACGUCCACAAACACCUGAGGGAGAGUGAGGUGAAGUUCAGGCCCAUGUCGGGCUACUUGGAGAAACACCCAGAGAUCACCAGCGGCAUGCGGGUCGUCCUGGUGGACUGGAUGGCGGAGGUGGCUCACGAGUACCACCUUUCUUCCGAAACCCUGCAUCUCGCCGUCAGUGCCCUGGAUCGCUUUCUGUCCUGCACGUCACACGUGAAACGGAGCAAGCUGCAGCUGGUCGGCACAGCGGCGUUGCUGAUCGCUUCAAAAUACGAGGAGAUCUGCCCUCCCGACGUGAACGAGUUCAUCUACACCACAGACAGCACCUACACUAAGAAGCAGCUGCUUCAAAUGGAGCACAUACUCCUGAGGAUAUUGGCGUUCAGGGUGGCGGCACCCACCACGCGACAGUUCCUUCGUCUCUACACAUCCAUCCAGUCCGUGUGUGCCGCCACGGAGAGUCUGGCCCUGUAUGUCGCUGACUUAAGCCUGCUGGAAAUAGAACCAUUCCUACACUACACUCCAUCAAUAGUCGCAGCUGGAGUCUACUGCCUUGCCUCGUACACUGUCCACAGAUCUCUCUGGCCAGAUUCCUUAUCUGCCUUUACUGGCUAUACCCUGGCUGAAAUUGAGCCCUGCCUCAGUGACCUCCACAAGCUGUACAUCAGUGCAGAGAGUUUCCCUCAUCAGGCCAUCAGGGAGAAGUAUAUGAGUUCAAGGUACUGCUGUGCGUCAAAGAUUGCUCCACCUGCUGUUUUGCCACAGCUCCACCCUUCUUCUGACACAUCUGCCACAGCAGAAUUCCGCUGAAAAGAAAACAAACAAAGCAAAUUCCACUGCCUGUCAUAGUCAUAGAUGUUUCCAGACACUUUUUUUUUCAUACAUUUAUGCACAACACAGUGAUUUCUUUAAAAAUGAAGACUAAUAAUACCUGUGAUAGUGUGAUAUGAUGUAUAAUAAUCAUAUAAUAUAAAUCAAUUUAAAACAUUGUGCCUUUUUAUUUUAUUUUUUUAUCUUCCUUGUGGGUCUCCGUGUAAUGUACAUGUACUACUUAAUAAAGAUUUUAAUUAUUUGAAAUGCA
Messenger RNA from Solea solea (common sole), 1961 nucleotides. It is a transcript of the gene ccna1, whose product is annotated as cyclin A1. Gene Ontology annotation, molecular function: cyclin-dependent protein serine/threonine kinase regulator activity. Gene Ontology annotation, biological process: mitotic cell cycle phase transition; regulation of cyclin-dependent protein serine/threonine kinase activity. The record is from RefSeq and is a predicted model, not a curated record. The transcript has 9 exons. Lineage: Eukaryota; Metazoa; Chordata; Actinopteri; Pleuronectiformes; Soleidae. The coding region runs from base 488 to 1690 and encodes 400 amino acids. Gene Ontology annotation, cellular component: cyclin A2-CDK2 complex; cytoplasm; nucleus.